CUCUGUCACAUUUGUGAAAUCCAAUCAUAAACAUGCUUAAAUAGGAGAGGAGAAAUCAGAGGAAAACCAAGUAACUUCCAGUGUAUUGAGGACCGACCAGAAUCCUUCAAACCAGGCUCGCGCCCGCUACGCUCGCGCCCCUGUCCUGACGCGGUAAAUCCUCUCACGCGUCUGGCAACUCGCGCUCUGAGCUCUCGCGAAACGCGCUGACGUCCCGCCCCGCAGCGACGUGCACAGCGUCUGACGUAGGCGUCCGGACGUCGCUCCGGUAUUUUCCCCCCCUUGCUUCUUCUGAAUUUUUUUUUUUUUUUUUUUUUUUUGUUUUUCUGUUUCCACGAGGAAGUUGUGGAGUCGGCCACUCGGUUCCAGCUGGGAGAAGACGAGCUCCGGCAGUGAUCGCGAGGGACGAUGGCCUCGCGGGCUCAAGGCGAAGCGGAGGAGCAGAUGGAGGAGGCCGAGGAUCUCCAGGAGCGGGAUGCGAGCGCUGUCUCCCCGGCGAUCGAGGCGCCCGAGGUCGGGCCGGGUGACGAGAGCCUUGCGGAGCCGUUGCUUCUGCCGUGGGACCGCUUCUCCGCCUGGCUGCACUGUAUCUGCGUGGUGGGCUUCGACCUAGAGCUCGGACAGGCGGUGGAGGUCAUUUACCCUCACCAUUCGAAGCUCACAGACAAGGAGAAGACAAGUAUCUGCUACUUGUCCUUCCCGGACUCCAACUCGGGAUGCCUGGGCGACACGCAGUUCUGCUUCCGUUUCCGUCAGGCUGCAGGCAGGAAGUCCUCCCUUGGCUGCUUCCUGGAGCACUUCGACAGGGACGCACCCGUCUGCCUCAAGAGAGACCAGGGCCAUUACUACGGCUACGUGUACUUCAGGCAGGUGCGGGACAAGUCGCUCAAGAGGGGCUAUUUCCAGAAGUCACUGGUUCUCAUCAGCAAGCUCCCCUACGUCACCUUCUUCCACUCCUUGCUGAAGCUCAUUGCUCCAGAGUAUUUUGAGAAGCAGGAGCCCUGUUUGGAGGCAGCGUGCAACGACAUUGACCGCUGGCCUGCUCCGUGUCCCAGCAGAGUCCUAACGCUGCCCAUAAUGGGCGUGGUCAUGAAGGUUCGGAUCCCCUCCUGCUACGACAAGCCGGGCAUGUCGCAGCUAGUCCACUCCUCAGAGAAUGACAGCUUGGUGUCCAUUGUCCUCCCCAGCAUCCAUGAGGUGGACCUCUUCAGGUGUUUUUCCCCAGUCUUCUUUCACAUUCAGAUGUUGUGGGAGCUCGUGCUGCUAGGAGAAGCUCUGGUUGUCAUGGCUCCGUCACCGGCGGAAUCCUCAGACACAGUGUUGGCUCUGGUCAGCUGCAUCUCCCCGCUGCGAUACUGCAGUGACUUCAGGCCCUACUUCACCAUCCACGACAGCGAGUUCAAGGAGUACACGACCCGGACACAGGCUCCCCCAUCAGUCAUACUUGGUGUGACAAAUCCCUUCUUUGCCAAAACUCUCCAGCACUGGCCUCACAUCAUCCGCAUCGGGGACAUGAAACAAAUGGGGGAGAUGGCCAAGCAGAUGAAGGUGAAGAAGCUGAAGAAUCUAAAAACUCUGGACUCCAAACCAGGUGUGUACAGUGCCUACAAGCCCUUCCUGAACCGAGAUGAGGAAAUCAUCAAGCAGCUGCAGAAGGGCAUCCAGCAGAAGCGGCCUUCGGCAGCCCAGAAUGCAAUUUUGCGGCGACACUUCCUGGAGUUGACACAGAGCUUUAUCAUCCCACUGGAGCGUUACGUGGCGAGUUUGAUGCCUUUGCAGAAGAGCAUCUCACCUUGGAAGAGCCCACCUAUGCUGCGGCCCUUCAGCCAGGACGAGUUCAUGAAGACCCUUGAGAAAGCAGGACCCCAACUUACGUCCCGUCUCAAAGGGGACUGGAUUGGCCUGUACAGGCAGUUCCUCAAGUCCCCGAACUUUGAUGGCUGGUUCCGGAACCGCUGGAAGGAGAUGACCCAGAAGCUGGAGGCACUGCACCUGGAAGCCCUCUGUGAUGAGGACCUCCUGCUGCGGAUCCAGAAGCACACUGAGGUGGAGACUGUGGACCUGGUGCUGAAGCUGAAGGACAAACUGGCGCAGGCAGAAAGGGAGCAGCUACCUGUCAAAGCGGGGACCCUGGCCAGGCUACAAAACCACAUCGAAUCGGUCAUCUUGACGCUGCCUGAGGACCUGCAGGGCAUCCUGCUCAAGCCAUCCAGCCCCUAACUUGCUGCUCCACUGGGGGCCGAAUCAUGAACUGUACCCAGUGACUUUUCCAGACGAGGCAGCUGCUGGAUGGGAUUUUUACUUUUAAUUUCUUUUUUUUUUUUUUACACAUAGAACACUUGUUUAAAAUGUCUUUGUGCCCCACAGUGUGCAAUGCUGGCAUUGCCAGGACCAGCAGAACCUGAGGUCAAGCAUUAUUUUGGCAGGUGGAGCCAGAUGCUGCUCAAAGAGACAGGUUGUCUGACUGCAUCUCUGCCACUGCUGGUCUCUCGGGGGUGAUGUUCCCCUCUCAUGCCCCCAGACACUGUUCCUCAUCACUCACGGUGUUCCACAUGUAGUGAUGACCAGACUGCCAACACCUAGAGAUGGUGUCCAGCUGACAUGUUCAACAGGAGACUGCUUUGGACUGCUUUGUCAAAAGUGUUUCUUCUGCUUGAUGGGUAGAUCUUGUAAAUGGUCCUGUGGGUAGGUGCACGGGUGAGGAAGCGGUCUUCCCUAUAUGAGUUUGUAAAGGUGGCUCAGAGUCUUCAGGUUCUACUGGUCUGUUUUAUGGAAGUGCUUCUGGAUUAACUAACUUGCUAUGAUGACACUAAGACUCAAGAACUGUGUAGCAGCUCUGGCAUGGAAGCAGGCAUGCAGCACGUGUGCUGAGGGCCUCCAGGACGCUACCAGAACGUAUAUUCUGACUUCAUUCCUCAUUCCCCCCCCACCUCGGCUGCUAAAACUAAAGUGCUGACUUCCUCACACUCUGGGCUGGUGGGCACUUUGUGGCCAGUUUCCCAGAAUCAACCCACUUGAACUCACGGACGAAACCCUUACACAAGAAACUCAUGUUGCCUUAAUUUAAAGCUUAGACUAAAUGUAUGAAAAGUCCAGUCAUGAACUUCAUGUUUUUCUUGUUUGUAAUUUUCACCAUUAUGAUAAAACAUGUCCAGUGGGUAUGUGGCCAAAUAUGACUUGAAAUUUGGUCCUUUAAGGUGGAGUUGCCUUAUUUAAAGCAAGUAUGCUUCCUGUUUGGGAAAUUAGAUUUAACUUAUAAUUGAAGCGAGGAAGUAAUCGAUUGAAGCAGUGGAGGUUGUGCUGAGGUUGUCCCACAUAACUAUGUUCCUUUACCGUUAUGGGACUCCUGGGAACGUACUGUCAUCUAACCAGUCUGCAGCUUCUAGCUUUUCUGUGCCUUACACACACUCAUAGCGUGGAUUUCUUUUAAUUUUUCUCACUUCAGUGUUGGAAGCUCACAUACGUUGCAAAUCUUAUUUUACAAGUGUUCUGCAAAGAAGUUAUAGAAAAUUUUAAUAUGGACUGGGCAGGCUGUUUAAAAUGGGAGUGACACUUGCUAACCUGUGUGAACACUGAAAGUCUCUCAGAUACUCGGCAUUUAGUGACGUGUGUCUCUUGCACGUGGACUUUGAUCCUGUUAGGCUGAGGGUGUUCACAGUAUGAACGUGGAGUUAAGUCUUGUCUUAAUCUGGAACUGAAUGUUUCUCGUGUGUGUGAGAGAAGGAGGGAGACUGAGUGUUUGAGAGGGAGAGACACACAGGUAUACAGAGAUCAUUUACCUCAUCAGAGGCUGCCCACCAGACUCGCUGAGGUCUUAAAUGCCAUAAUGCGUUUCUUUAGUGAGACGCUCCAUAAAACCAGGACCAGUGGUUCUAAUGGGCCUCAUCUGUUGGACCCAGCAUGUGUAACUGGGCUGGGUCCAAAACCUGCAGGACUCUUCGCUGCUGGCUCCUGGAUUUCCUUUCCAUGGGGCAGGUAUUAAAUGUUGGUAAGCAAUACAAUCAGACUUCUUCAGCUGAGAUAUGACUGAAUUUCAUAUGCUUUUCCUGCCCAGGUUAGCACUGCCGACCACCCUCCCUGACACACACACACUUUGAAGUAUGGAUAGUGUGUAUUUCCAUAGUUGAGGUGUGGGGUCCUGUAAUUUCCCAAUGGCGAAACCAUUUAAAACGGUGAUUUCUGGUGCAGAACCUAUGACUUUUGGUUGUUGGGCAACCAGUGAAGUUUUAUACUUUAAAGAUCAACCUAUUUUAACAUGCUUGAAUUUUAUAUAAAAAAAUCUAUUCUCAUACACUAUUCUUAGAGUUGCUGUACUGAAAUGUGCUGAAAAGUAAAAUUGCCAUUCCCUGCUGAAAAUAUUUGGUCAACGACUAUAUUACUCAUGAUAAGGGUAUAGUAAUACUAAUUGCUCAAAAUCAUAUGUAUUAGUAAUGACAUGGCUUUUGGUUUUAAUUAACUUGUAGGAUGACAUAAACUGAAGCACAGGGGCAGCACUCUAUACUGGGCAUAUUGACAUCAAUAGUUAAUUUUAUUGAUCUUUUUAUAUGGAAGCCAUAACCACUGUUCUAUUUUAUUAUUUGAUUUUAACAUUUAAUGUCUGAACAAACUGAACAUUUCUCUGUCAUAUACCCGUAAAUUCCUGGUUCAUCUUGAUGAGAGUUGGUAUUUUUAAAUUUGGGUCAAGUAAAAGCCAGGAAAUGAAAUGUUAACUGUAUUUUCAACAUGUAAUAUGGAGAGAAAAAAAAAAAAAACAAACUUUAUUGAUAA
This is a messenger RNA of Scleropages formosus (Asian bonytongue), 4767 nucleotides long. RefSeq names its product DENN/MADD domain containing 6A (gene dennd6a). Lineage: Eukaryota; Metazoa; Chordata; Actinopteri; Osteoglossiformes; Osteoglossidae. The record is from RefSeq and is a predicted model, not a curated record. Gene Ontology annotation, cellular component: recycling endosome. The transcript is spliced from 20 exons. Gene Ontology annotation, molecular function: guanyl-nucleotide exchange factor activity. Bases 409 to 2220 code for a protein of 603 amino acids.